This is a messenger RNA of Acanthaster planci (crown-of-thorns starfish), 3392 nucleotides long. RefSeq names its product protein TAMALIN-like. Gene Ontology annotation, molecular function: protein binding. Lineage: Eukaryota; Metazoa; Echinodermata; Asteroidea; Valvatida; Acanthasteridae. The record is from RefSeq and is a predicted model, not a curated record.
CGGCGUGUUUCCGCCCGAUAAGGCCGCCUGGGAUAGGGCGGUGUUCCCAGGCCGACAUCAGUCGCCUGUACGCGCUGAAGAUGACGACAAUAUCCAUUUUCUUUUCGCAGGGGAAUUUUCUGACGAGACCCUGUUGUAAACACAUACCUUUAACCUCUCAGAUACAGGGCCACUAGUGUUUCUUGACUAUAUAAACGAGAAGCUUUGUUUUAGACUGCCAUUUACAAGCAGUUCCUGAUUCUGUACGCACAACAGCUCCACUCACCCCAAAACGGCCGAUCUAUAUUCAUUAAAAACAAUUGCUGCCAGUUUACUGUCUGUGCUGGAAAAUUUCUGCUUUUUACCAUCACACAAACUUGGGCUGUAUCAACCUUCAACUGAAGUCUAACCAUUGAAAUACCACGGAUUUAGAUCAUCGAAAGCUUGACGGAUUUGGAUCACCCAUGUCAACAAUGACCACAUUAUGGAACGGAUGCCAUGCGUUCGCAUGAACCAAAAAUAUUGACAAUUUCCUAUAACGCUGGAUAGAUAGCUGUCAUCUUCUGGUCGCUUCACACGAGCGAUUUAUUUGUAACUGACCACACACACGCUAAUCAUGAGGACUUUGGAUAGAAAAAAACCGAAGCUUAGCAAGAAAGAAGUGUUUCUUCCCGACUUAGGAGAGGUGGCGUAUGCCGUAGAACAAGACAGAGACAUCUUCACACAUGAGAAAGAAAACCCACGAAGACGAACUAUCAUCAUAGAAAAGUUACAUGGCUCGUUUGGCUUUGAUCUACAGACGUAUGCCAUACACCACCGCGGCAGUGACGAGGUUGAGGUCUGCACGUACGUGUGUGACGUGUUCAAGGACGGAGCGGCACACCUGGCGGGAAUGAGAAAAGGUGAUAUUAUUUUGUCAGUCAAUGGCAUCAACGUAGAGGGCGCUAAACACCACCAGAUUGUAGAGCUCAUAAAGUUAACACCAAGCUCGUUACGAUUGGUAGUGCUGUUCGAAGACUGUGUGCGCAAAGUCGAACUCACCAAGAAGCUCGUCAAAUUAAAGCGGACACUCUACGACAAGAAGCUAGCGUUCCGAGCCCUUCAGGCCCAGGAGAAGCGACUUCUUCUCGGCAUGGACCGGUACGACCGAGGCCUUACCCCGUCCCACUCCCAGGACAGCGGCAUCUGCUCGUCCUCUUCCUGCACGAACUCGUCCUUGCUGACUUGCAGCAGCAAGUCACACUCCAUGAGCUCGCUCAGCUCGGGUGGCUUCUCUCUCUCCAUGAUUCCCGGCAACGAGAGCCUGGAGGAGAUCUCCAUAUUGGACAUCUGAGCAGACAUGUCGCGGCGUCUGAUUGGCAGAGAGUGACUGUUUCACGCAAGUCGCCGUAGAAUGGAUGCUUUGGCACACGGCCUGUGAUUGGCGGAGACGGAGCCAUCUCGCAACGAUUUUUGGCUCAGCGCGUCUGAUUGGACGAAGACCGUGCGCAUAACAAUUGAGAAAGCUGGUUCCCUGCGUGCGAUUGGUGAGAAGUUCGUCGAUGCUAAAACUGCAUCACACCGUUUCUGACAAACUGCACUGAUAAUAGAAUGAUCCUCAAGACAAUGUAAAACUGCGCAUGAUCGCAAAAAUUAGAUAUAGCUUGCAAUUAUGUCGUGGUGAAGUCCAAGGACAGAAUGUCCAACUUCGGUCCCCCAAACCCGGUACCUGUUUCUACCCUGAAAACGCAAAUCUGAAAAGGCGGGAAUAAAUUCACAGUUGGCUAUGCAAGGUGGGCACUCCCGCUAGAAGCAAAUUUAUACGGGGGUAUCAAACAUAGCCAGACUUUGAAAAACAAAGCUGCAGUUAAUUUAACCGUGCAAUAAACACGACCAAUAAAAAUUUUAUCUUGUCUGGGUUUCACAAUGAGGAAAAGUCCCGUGCGAAUACACCGGCUAUAUACGUCAAGGGCAAUUAUAGGGUCAAACAUGCGCCGGGAACAUCAACUCAAGGAAGGAAGAGGGCUGACGUAUUGCUUCUUUAUUUCUGGGCUGAACUUCCUGAAAAAAUUGUUGAUCUGAGUGGAGCGGGACUUUCGAGAGGAAUUGAAAGAGAAAAAGCUGCCAGCCGGUCACCAAAUGCCCUUGGAGUAUCCAGACAGAUAAUACGAUCUAACUAGAACCAGUUAUUAUUAAACUUCAGUGGAAAGGGGUCGUGGUAUCGCCGACCUUUUAAAAUGCCACCGAAAUGCUUGCUCUUAAGGUUAUCGGAGGCAGGAUUACACUUUCCUCCUUUCCCAGACGUUAAAUAACUUUUUCCCCGAGAAUAAUGAUCGGGGUCAGCUGAACUGUCUGUUUGAUAUUUUAAGUAAUUCCUUGGUCACUUCGCUGUCAUUAAUGCUCUGAUUCGAUUCUUGUAUUGCAGAGGUAUGUUCCGUAAAAAUUCACUUAAUUUCAAAAGAGAACAGGGUAUGAUUGUAACAGGAGAUCAGACGUGUUACCUGGCACCAAUCAAAGAAUCUGUGCAUUUUCCUGGGUAAGGUUUUAAUACAUGCACAUGCCCUUGAACUAUUGGGAACCAGACCUUCUUCAACAAGAUUUAGGGCCACACGAAGUCUUUUGCUGCAGGCAUAUGCACGAACCAGAACGCCCGUUGGGACGAGAGAGGUUAUAGUUUCUACACCCCUAAACAAUAUUUCAGUCCCGGCCCGAUUUACUCUCUGAGUGAUAUCGAUACCUAACACGUGACGCGCGACUCCAAGACUCAGUUUCGAUCAAUGAGGUCAUCGUAUCGGAAGCAAGCUGGGACCAUUACAACAGAAUCACGUGCCGUCUCGAAAACUAGCAUAUCGAACUGUUUCUUUGACACGAAGAUCUGCGAUUUCGCAAUCGAAUGUAUUGGAAAAUUCCUCAAACAUCUUUUCCGGGUGUGCAACACCUGGCAGAUUCUAAAACCACAAAUGCACUGCAGCACAUAAUGUGAUAUGUCUCAGCAAUCCAGGUUUCGAACUGUGAGUCGGUCGAAAAACCUAUGUGCAAUAUUUACUGAUCGUAUUGCGAUACUUGUUUUUCCUUCAGUUGUUUUGCAACCAUACAGCUUCUGGUUACGAUCUCUUACAGUUACAAGCAAACUAGAGCUUCGCAGCAAAUCAGGAAAAAGCACGACCGUGAUAGUCGUCUGAACACUGCGUAGAAAGCUCCAAAAAGAUUAUGCCAAAAUAAACAAACACAAAUGACUGCAAGGUGACACAAAACUCGGGCUCGAUGGAUCGAAAACAAGUAUCGAUUUGAUUUGAUGCAAGAACUUCAAAGUGUGUUAGAGAAAAUUUACCUACUGAAUAAAGCCAGCUCGUUAUUCGAUAAUAAUGUAAAUAUUUAACUUUAAAUAUGUUAUUUAAAUUAAAUGGAAUGAAAUAAAAUAUUAGAUUAAUAAA